This is a messenger RNA of Spodoptera frugiperda (fall armyworm), 6150 nucleotides long. It is a transcript of the gene lap, whose product is annotated as phosphatidylinositol-binding clathrin assembly protein LAP. Gene Ontology annotation, biological process: synaptic vesicle budding from presynaptic endocytic zone membrane; clathrin coat assembly; clathrin-dependent endocytosis. The record is from RefSeq and is a predicted model, not a curated record. Gene Ontology annotation, molecular function: clathrin heavy chain binding; 1-phosphatidylinositol binding; phosphatidylinositol-4,5-bisphosphate binding. The coding region runs from base 124 to 2334 and encodes 736 amino acids. Gene Ontology annotation, cellular component: synaptic vesicle; clathrin-coated vesicle; extrinsic component of presynaptic endocytic zone membrane. NCBI's taxonomy places the organism in Eukaryota, Metazoa, Arthropoda, Insecta, Lepidoptera, Noctuidae. The transcript is spliced from 17 exons.
UCUUGAAUUUAGUAUUGUGCCAGUCGGGGGGGCGGUGACAUAUUUUUACCCGUCAUCGUCGUAAUUUUGUGAAUUUGUUGGAAAAACGCGAAAAUAAGUGUCGUUACAUCGUGUAAAUAGUUUAUGUCAGGACUGAACGUGAGGAUGGCGGGUCAGACUAUAAACGAUAGGCUUUUGGCCGCCCGCCACAGCAUCGCCGGGCAGGGUUUAGCCAAAUCCGUUUGCAAAGCUACUACCGAAGAAAUGAUAGCACCCAAAAAGAAACAUUUAGAUUAUCUAGUCCACUGCACAAACGAGCCCAACGUGUCGAUACCACAGCUCGCCAACUUGCUGGUAGAGCGUACACAGAACACCAAUUGGGUGGUGGUGUAUAAAGCUCUAAUAACUGUACAUCAUCUACUAGCAUAUGGGAAUGAGAGGUUCACACAAUAUCUAGCAUCGAGUAAUUCAACAUUUCAACUUAGCAAUUUUCUAGACAAAAGCGGUGUACAAGGCGCGGCCGGUGCCCGGAUUGGAUAUGACAUGUCCCCGUUCAUCCGGCGGUACGCCAAGUACCUCAAUGAGAAGGCGCUGUCCUACAGGACCGUGGCUUUUGACUUCUGCAAGGUUAAAAGGGGUAAGGAAGAAGGCUCCCUCCGCAUGAUGAACGCGGAGAAGCUGCUGAAGACGCUGCCGGUGCUGCAGGCGCAGCUGGACGGCCUGCUGGAGUUCGACUGCACGGCCAACGACCUCACCAACGGAGUCAUCAACAUGUGCUUCAUGUUGCUCUUCAGAGAUCUCAUCAGAUUGUUCGCGUGCUACAAUGACGGCAUCAUCAACUUGCUGGAGAAGUACUUCGACAUGAACAAGAAGAACUGCCGCGAGGCUCUCGACCUCUAUAAGAAAUUCCUCAUCAGGAUGGAUAGGGUCGGAGAGUUCUUGAAGGUGGCAGAGAACGUGGGUAUAGACAAGGGUGACAUCCCCGACCUGACCAAAGCCCCCAGCAGUCUCCUGGACGCCCUGGAGGGACACUUGGCCUCCCUUGAAGGCAAGAAGGGCUCCGCUGCCAAUACUCCCACACAAACCGCUAGCGCCCAAAAGAACGUGGCGAGCGUGAUGGGCGCUCUAUCCUCCACAUCAUCGUCGUUCGGUAACGCGGCCGCGUCCACCCGCCUGGACAACCAGCCCAACGGGGCCUCGCCACUCUUCAUAGACGACACCCUCAAACAACAGGCCCUGGCUGAGGAGGAGGCCGCUAUGAACCAGUACAAGGGCAUACGAGCGUGGACCACUAAAGGAAUAUUAGCUAGGUGUAACUUCCAAUUUGCAAAUAAGGUGCAGUCUCCGACGAACGCGGCUAACAACCCGUUCCUAUCGUCUGCGCCUAGUCAGACACAGUCCAUAGUGGACUUGUUCGGCCCUGCUCCGGCUGAUACUACCAGUACUACUAGCAAAGCUUCUGAUGAUCUGCUGUCUCUUGGAAACCCGUUCGCUGAUAAUAUGUUUGGAGCGGCGCCGGUGACGAGCACGCCGAUGUGGCCCCAACAACAACAACAACAACAGCCGAGCAACGGCUUCGCGGCCUUCCCGCCUCAGCAACAGAACAACUCCUUUGUGUCCGAGGCUAACUUCUCUAACGUUUUCGAUAACACUGAUUCCGCAGCUGCCGCGGCUAAUCCGUUCAUGGGUAUGGGAGACCUCACCCAACCAAUCUCCGCGUCACCCGCCCGUCCCCCUCCCCCCACCAUUCCCCCACAGCCCAAAUCAGCGUUCGACGACCUUGAAGACGUGAUGCGCAUGUCUCUGGGUGGAUCCCCGGCUAAGUCUCAGCAGCCAAUCACACAACAGCCGCAACCAAUGGCGGCGCAGCCUUUCAGUGACGUCAUGUCAAUGCCGAUGGCUCAACCAAUGAUGUUCGGCUCGCCCGCCCGACAGCCCAUGAUGCCGAUGGGAGCGACCGGUCAGCAACCACAGCAGCAACAAGGCAAGGUGUUGACUGGUGACUUGGACUCCUCACUCGCCCAGUUGGCCAAUAACCUCACCAUCAACAAGACAGCCACAGCACAAAAACCGAUGCAGUGGAAUUCGCCGAAGAACGCGUCGAAACCUGGCCAGACGUGGACGCCACAGCCCAUGCAGGCGACCACCGGCGCCGGUUACCGACCAAUGGGCCCAGGCAUGACACUCCCACCAAUGCCCCAUACUAUGCCUCAUGCAUAUCACCCCCCGCAUUAUAUUAUGCAACAGCCAGGCAUGGUAAUGGGCAUGCAAGGAGCGCCAAUGAUGCCGAUGGGCAUGGCUCAACCGAUGCGACCCGCCGUGCCACCGCAGCCUACCACCAACCAGUUCAGUUAAGCACCACCUUUAUUACUUGAAGGUUUACGUUUAUAACAAAACCCGACUGCUCAUUGCACUCCACGUUAAACCACAGGACACCGCUACACACAUAGCGAUCCUAUAGUAUAAGAAGAUGCCAGUCUAAUAUACACUCUUAUAGAUUCGAUGUAAUAGCAAAAAGUAUUCGUCUAAUUAGUCAAAUUUAUCCAAGUAUAGUUUUAUUAUUGUAAUAGGUUAUUGGAAUUGAAAUUAUGGUAGUUUUGUUUUUUUGAGCUCAAUUUAUUUGAAUUUAUUUUAACGAAGAAAUUUAAUAAAUGUUCUAGUUUUUAAGUCUUGUUACUCAAGCUAAUAUAAUAAUUAUACAUUUUAUUUGUUAAUUACUUCUUUGUAUUUCUUUCUGUCUUCUUCUUUAAGCUUAAAAUGCUUGAUUAUUUCAAGUUGUUCGGUGCAUAGCAGUCGGGUUAUCUAUGUCAUGUCAGCUGACGUGUGAUCGGUAGGUUCUACCUUAUAAGUGCACCGUUUAGUUGCGAAUUUUGAACGGAACUUACGCCCUUAACAUACGUUCAUUAUGAGUUUAGGAUUGCCAGUCGAAAAAACUAGUUGUUUUCAAAGUUACCUGUAUUUAAUAGUUUGGUGGGAAAAACGAUUGAAUGGAAUUUUCUGAUACAGAAACUUGAAAUCAAAUUAAACACCAGUUAUUAUUAUUUAUCAUUUGUAUACUUAAUUAAUUUUGAAUUGAGACAAAAUUAUUGCAAUUUUUAUGAAUUAUAUUUUGUUAAAUCCAAACGUUUAAGAUUAUGAUGUCAUCAAUAUUUAGUUUUGAAUAGAAACUGAUAUGAUUAUGUAUAUUAAUUAAUUAUUAUUUCGAUGAUUUCUUAUGUUCUUUUUUAUUCAAUAAACUUUGCGUUAUUUGACUUAUGAAUCAUGAAAUGUCUUAUGAAAAAGGUGCGAAAGAUUAUUUUUUUUCUUCAAAAUUAUACACAUCACAUUCCAUACUUGUACAAAGUGAAAGAUAAUUUAUUAUGAGGUACUCGUUAACUUAGCUUAUUACCUACCUUUGGCAUAGUCAGUAUUUAUGAAUUGGAAUUGAAGUGAGUUCUAGUUUCUUUUUGUAAUAUUUCUUUCCAGUGUUGGGUUGAAAGCGUAAUGUUUACUUUCAGCAUCGGAUGCAUAAAUAAAGUUAAUGAAAUCAUAUAGUUAUACUGGGUAGACGUCACAUAGACACCCUUAAUAAUAUUAUUCUGUAACUUGAUCCAUAUAUUAUGUGUAUAAAAAUAAAUACUUGCAUAUUUAGUCAUAUAUUAAGCCUACGUGUUUUGGACAGAGUGUAAUUUUUACACCAAAUCCAUUGUUUGGGUAAAAAUACAAUUCAAAGUUCAACAAUACAUGUUUCCAUAUCCUCCAGUUAUGUAAAAACUGUAUUUGUCAUAUAGAAUAUUAUGUAUAGAGGGUUAUGCAUUAGAUUGUUAUAACAUUAGAUGUUACGGGUGUAUAUUAUAAAUGUAUGGCUGUUGUGAAUAUAUGAACUAGGUGCUUGCUAUAUUAGAGGCCCCAUUGCACGAUCCAUUGGAAACGCAAAAUUUUCACUUGUAUGGAAAAAUAUCUAAAAAUCUAAAGGUCAUGUUAAUGGGACCCAAAAUUCGCCACGGACAAUCGUUUAACGCUCCAAAUCGAAACUCGUUCUGGUGCGCUAAAAAUUGUAAUUUCAUGGUUACGCAAAAUUAUGGACUUAAAAAUCUAAUUGGAUAUUGCCAAAUAUAUCGGAACGUAAGUCUACGCCCUAUCUUUAUAUAGUCUUAACAGUUAAUAGCAAUACUUUGUACAAAUGUAUUUAUUAAAGAAAAGAAAAACCGUUCGCUUCUUGUGAUAUUUCAUUUCUAAAGACUGCAAUCCAAUAUGUCGAAGUAUUAAAGUAUGCUUUAUUUUUAUGAAUGUUUUCUUAAAUCCAUCGUUUGGACAAAGUAUUGUGUAAACGUUGCCAUCGUUAACUCGUUCAUAAUAAAAUUACAAAUAAUACGAAACACCCGUGGUUUUCGUAUGGCAACACUGUCAAUGUUGCUGCACUAUAAUCAGUGUUACUUAUAAAAUAUAUAUUCACAGGUACAUGUAGAUGUAUAAACAUGAUAAUUAUGUAUUUAGAAUAUACGCAAAAUGUAAUGUUUGAAUAGCUCAGCCGUGUGAUUCAAUGGUGUAUGUAAAUAUAGGUGUUGCAUAGUACACAGUGCUAAUUUAAACCCUUUACGUUACUUCAGCUAGCUUUCCUCAAAGGCUAGUGACCGUCUAUAUUGUGUUACUCCGAAAUUGUUUGAUGUUCAGUUGUACUGCUGAAGUCAGGUGGUACAGCGCUUAUUGUAAGAAUGUCUUCAUCCCAGUUCACUUGCACCUGGUUUUGGUAGUAUUGCGCAGUCCGGGCUGGCUUUCUACGCGUGUUUAGUGAGCAACGAUAGUGCUAAAUGUUAGGCUAAUUUGAUUAUCCAAAUUAAUGAUAUAUGAUAUCAUUUGCAAUAUGUUUGAGAUCUGUGAAUUAUUUCAUCGCUUGAAAUGAUUGCUAAUAUUUUUGUGCAAUAUUUUUUCUUUUAAAAAUUUUAUUCAUGGCAACUCUGAUGUUAGUAUAGUCUGUUAAAUCGUUAAUGUGUAUUUCAAUAUAUAGGAAAAAUCAAAGGUUUGCUCUAGCACAUUAACAGCAGAGUGUUCAUAUAAUUUACAAGUAUUAUGAUUUGAAUAUAUUGACAAAGAAAGUCCAGUGGUUUGUAGAGAUGUUCAGUUGGCCAUACUUUACUUCUUAAAUGGAUGCUGUGAUGUCAGGUGGAUUCGACUGACUUAUUUGAAAUAGGCGGGAUUCGCUCUUAGUUAACACUUUAAGUUUCUUUUUAUAAGAGAAUACUAGUUAAAACCACACUUUUGAAUUAGUUAUAGUACUCAUAGCGGCCUUUAAAAUUUUUAAGUUGUAAAUUUUAUUCAUUUAUUUUUAUCAAUGUACCUACUGAGUUACGUUUUUUAUGUAAAUACCCCCUUCUAUGUUAUUUACUAGCUCUGUCUUUAGAUAUUCAAUUUAGUUUAUUUAUGAAAAGUAAUAAAUAAAUCAAUUAAUAUUAUGUUUUUUGUUUUUUAUUUUGUUUACCCCUUUGUUUUUUUUAACCCAAGGGUCCAGAUUGAGCCUAUCCAAAACAAAUGGAGAUAUAAGUUCAAAAAGUCGUAGAAUUUCCUUUAUAGUAGAAUAGAUCGGCUAUCAAUAGAUGGAGGAAUAUAUUUGUCUAUGUACUAGAAUACUGCGUGUCUGUUUACCUCUUAUUCCUAUGACAAUACAAUAAAUUAUGUAAUGGCCUGUAUGUAAGAGUUGGUCUGUCCUAGAGAGAUAUGCUUGAAGCUUUGUCACUGUCCGCAGUACACGCGCAUUCCUAGGACAGUCCAGUACAAUGGUGAACCUAGUCGUAUAUUCAAGAUCACAGUAUUAAAGUAGCACUUCAUAGGUGUCUAUCGGAAGUUAUGUAUAGCUGUUAAAAACAAUUAGCUCGGUAAUCUAUAAUCACUUUUUAAUUACUAAAUACAAUUUCCAAUUCUAUCACUCUGGUAAUUAGUGCGAAAAUUCUGUGUGCAAAUAAAAUAGUAAAUUAAAUCCAUGAUUCAAUAGUUUUGAUCAAUGUAUACGAAUGUAUUUAGUAAUUACAAAUGUGAGGGAAAAUAUAUUUUUGUUAGGAGUGAAGUGUUCUCUCUCGUACGAACAAUAAUUUAUUGUAACUUCUAAAGCUUUUGAAAGUUGUGUACUUAUCUUGUUGAAUCUCAAAUAGUGGGGCGAUUGAUCUAUCUAUAAACACAAUAAAUUAAUAAAAGUUA